Talaromyces proteolyticus is the source of this 4311-nucleotide messenger RNA. Its product is annotated as putative ABC multidrug transporter. Gene Ontology annotation, cellular component: membrane. Bases 1 to 4311 code for a protein of 1436 amino acids. Gene Ontology annotation, molecular function: ABC-type transporter activity; ATP hydrolysis activity; ATP binding. NCBI's taxonomy places the organism in Eukaryota, Fungi, Ascomycota, Eurotiomycetes, Eurotiales, Trichocomaceae. Gene Ontology annotation, biological process: transmembrane transport. The transcript is spliced from 2 exons. The record is from RefSeq and is a predicted model, not a curated record.
AUGGAGCAGUAUGAUAAUAAUAACAAUUCAUUGUCAACCCUUCAAGUGUCUAAGCCCCCGUCUAUAGGCACGCAUACUACGAACUCCGAGUAUGUUGUCGAUGGGGAAAAUUAUAUCAACCAACAAACAACGGCAGCACCAAGCGCAAAGGAGCGUGACGACUGGCCCCUGAAGGGAAAGGUCGUGGCAACCAAAAACCGCGAUUUGCAGUCUGGCUUCAAACCUCGUGAGCUAGGCAUAACAUGGAAGGACGUGAGUGUGGAAGUCGUCAGCGCAGAGGCGGCCAUCAACGAAAAUGUGCUAUCGCAGUUCAACAUCCCCACAAAAAUCAAGGAGUCUCGUCGGAAACGACCACUGAAGAAGAUUCUCAGUGACAGCCAUGGCUGUGUGAAGCCAGGGGAGAUGUUGCUGGUGUUGGGUAGACCCGGUUCGGGAUGUACAACACUCCUCAACAUGCUCGCCAACAGGCGGAAGGGAUACGCGUCUAUUUCGGGUGACGUCUGGUACGGAUCCAUGGGCCCGAAAGAAGCGGCGCAUCACCGAGGACAAAUUGUCAUGAACACCGAAGAAGAAUUGUUCUUCCCAACUCUCACUGUUGGCCAAACGAUGGACUUCGCGACAAGGUUGAAGCUGCCGCAUCACAUCCCGAAUGAUGUGCAAUCAGGUGAGGCACUUCGAGUCGAGACGAAAGAGUUUCUUCUGGAAUCGAUGGGUAUCGAGCAUACACACGACACAAUGGUCGGCAACGAGUUUGUUCGUGGCGUAUCAGGAGGAGAACGCAAACGUAUCUCAAUCAUCGAAACCCUCGCUACCCGGGGCUCGGUCUACUGCUGGGACAACAGUACCCGUGGCCUAGAUGCUAGCACAGCACUGGGCUACACCAAGGCCAUCCGUGCGAUGACGGACGUGCUUGGCUUGGCCUCGAUUGUCACGCUGUACCAGGCUGGAAACGGCAUAUACGAGCUCUUCGAUAAGGUCCUCGUGUUGGACGGAGGCAAAGAAGUGUACUACGGCCCUAUGAACGAAGCCAGACCCUUCAUGGAAAAUCUCGGUUUUGUAUGCCGAGAAGGUUCUAAUGUAGCCGACUACCUGACUGGUGUCACGGUGCCAACCGAGCGGCUGAUUCGGGAUGGAUAUGACCACGUAUUCCCUCGAAAUGCCGAAACAUUACGGGAUGAAUACCAAAAGUCCCCAAUCUACUCUCGCAUGAUAUCCGAGUAUGACUACCCGACAACAGACGAGGCCAAGGAACGCACGCGUACGUUCAAAGAGGCUAUCUCUCACGAGAAGCAUCCCCAGCUUCCGAAGUCGAGUCCCCUUACAAUCAGUUUCCCGGCACAAGUCGAGGCUACGAUUACACGACAAUAUCAAAUCCUCUGGGGUGAUAAGGCAACCUUCCUUAUCAAGCAGAUUUCGACCCUUGCACAAGCCUUGAUUGCUGGCUCCCUUUUCUACAACGCCCCGAAUACUAGUGCCGGUCUAUUCGUCAAGUCCGGUGCUUUGUUCUUUUCUCUCCUUUUCAACAGUCUGUUGGCUAUGAGCGAAGUCACAGAUUCAUUCAGCGGACGUCCGGUCUUGAUCAAACACAAGUCAUUUGCAUUCUAUCACCCCGCUGCCUUCUGUAUCGCUCAGAUUAUGGCUGAUAUUCCCGUUAUCAUCUUUCAAAUCAGUAUAUUCAGCAUCGUCCUCUACUUCAUGGUAGGACUGGAAAUGAAUGCAGGUGCCUUCUUCACCUACUGGAUUAUGCUCUUUGUCACGACAAUGUGCAUGACAGCAAUGUUUCGAGCAAUUGGCGCCGCUGCCAAAACGUUCGACGCAGCUUCCAAAAUUUCUGGAUUCGUCAUCACUGCGAGUAUCAUGUACACAGGAUAUUUGAUCAAGAAACCCGCCAUGCACCCAUGGUUUGUGUGGAUCUAUUGGAUUAACCCGCUUGCCUACGGUUUUGAUGCUCUUCUCGGUAACGAGUACCAUGGAAAGGUUCUUCCCUGCGUUGGAAACAAUCUUGUUCCAAAUGGUCCUGGGUAUUUCGAUUCUCAAUACCAAUCCUGCGCUGGGGUUGGAGGAGCAGUCCAGGGCGAAGUCUUCGUUACUGGAGAUGCAUACCUUCAGUCUCUGUCCUAUAGCCAUGAACAUGUAUGGCGUAAUUUCGGUAUCCUAUGGGCAUGGUGGGUGCUUUUUGUUGCCAUCACGGUAGUCUGUACGUCUCGCUGGCGCGCCUCUUCUGAGAAUGGUCCCUCACUGUUGAUCCCGCGUGAAAAUCUGCAUGUUGUUCAAGAAAAGCUAGCCAUCGACGAAGAGACCCAGCCACAGGAGAAGAGCAGUGAGAUGAGCAGCUCAUCCAACACUCUCGCUGAAAAGACUGGAGACAAAAACGGCCAGGAUGAUAUUGACAAGAACUUAAUCCGUAACACGUCAGUUUUCACCUGGAAAAAUCUGUCGUACACAGUCAAGACACCUUCUGGAGACCGUGUGUUGCUUGAUGACGUUCAGGGUUGGGUCAAGCCGGGAAUGUUGGGUGCCUUGAUGGGUGCUUCAGGUGCUGGGAAAACCACUUUGCUUGACGUACUGGCUCAACGCAAAACCCAGGGUACUAUCAAAGGUUCAAUCAUGGUUGAUGGUCGUCCACUACCGGUCUCAUUCCAACGAUCUGCAGGCUACUGUGAACAGCUUGACGUCCACGAGCCUUUUGCCACCGUUAGAGAGGCCCUCGAAUUUUCUGCUCUCCUUCGUCAAUCACGCGAGGUUCCACGAGAGGAGAAACUGAAAUACGUUGACGUGAUCAUCGAUCUUUUGGAACUGCACGACAUUGCAGACACUCUUAUUGGUAAAGUCGGUGCUGGAUUGUCCGUCGAGCAGCGUAAGCGAGUGACCAUUGGCGUGGAGUUGGUUGCGAAGCCAAGCAUUCUGAUCUUCUUGGAUGAGCCUACUUCUGGACUCGACGGUCAAUCCGCUUACAACACGGUUCGUUUCUUGAGGAAGUUGGCGGAUGUCGGCCAGGCCGUGCUAGUCACAAUCCACCAGCCCUCUGCUCAGCUCUUCGCCCAAUUUGACACUCUCUUGCUUCUUGCCAAGGGUGGCAAGAUGGUUUACUUUGGCGAUAUCGGUGACAACGGUACAACCGUGAAAGAAUAUUUCGGACGCUACGGCGCACCUUGCCCAUCCGAAGCCAACCCAGCAGAGCACAUGAUUGAUGUUGUUUCCGGCGACCUGUCUCAGGGCCGCGAUUGGAACAAGGUCUGGCUGGAAUCGCCUGAGCACGAGAAAACGACGCGGGAACUUGACGAGAUCAUUGCUGAAGCCGCCGCCAAACCACCCCAGACGCAAGACGACGGACACGAGUUCGCCAUGGCCCUGUGGCAACAGACCAAGAUCGUCUCGCAUCGUAUGAACGUUGCUCUAUUCCGCAAUACUGACUACGUGAAUAACAAGUUCGCUUUGCACAUCUUCACCGCUCUCUUCAACGGUUUCUCGUUCUGGAUGAUCGGGGAUACUGUGGGCGACCUCCAGCUGCGUCUCUUCACGGUCUUCAACUUCAUUUUCGUCGCCCCUGGCGUCAUUGCCCAGUUGCAGCCCCUCUUCAUCGAACGUCGUGAUAUCUACGAGACGCGGGAAAAGAAGUCUAAAAUGUACUCCUGGAUAGCCUUUGUCACGGCCUUGAUCGUCUCUGAGCUGCCGUAUCUCUGCGUCUGCGCCGUUCUGUACUUUGCCUGCUGGUACUAUACAGUUGGAUUCCCGCAUGAUUCCAACAAAUCCGGAGCUGUGUUUUUCGUGAUGCUGAUGUAUGAAUUUGUCUACACCGGUAUCGGUCAAUUCAUUGCCGCAUAUGCCCCCAACGCUGUCUUCGCCGCGCUCGCGAACCCGGUUGUCAUCGGAACGCUCGUUUCCUUUUGUGGUGUGCUUGUGCCGUAUGCACAGAUCCAGGCCUUUUGGCGAUACUGGAUGUACUAUCUCAAUCCGUUCAAUUAUCUUAUGGGUAGUCUCCUCACCUUCACAGUCUGGGGCGUUGAGGUCAACUGCGCAGAGAGCGAGUUCGCCAUCUUCAACCCUGCCAACGGUACCUGCGGAGAGUACCUUGCUGAUUACAUGCACGGAAUGGGCGUGUUGUCAUACCUGGACAACCCCGAUGACACGGCAAAUUGCAGGGUCUGCCAGUACAGAAGUGGUAGUGAUUAUUUGUACACUAUCAACUUGAAAGAUUAUUACUACGGCUGGCGCGAUUCUGGAAUCGUUGUCAUCUUUGCACUUUCUUCGUAUGCUCUAGUCUAUGUGUUGAUGAAGCUGCGUACCAAAGCGUCUAAGAAGGCUGAAUAA